Colletotrichum scovillei is the source of this 1257-nucleotide messenger RNA. Its product is annotated as alpha/beta hydrolase fold protein. The transcript is spliced from 2 exons. Bases 100 to 1257 code for a protein of 385 amino acids. Gene Ontology annotation, molecular function: hydrolase activity. NCBI's taxonomy places the organism in Eukaryota, Fungi, Ascomycota, Sordariomycetes, Glomerellales, Glomerellaceae. The record is from RefSeq and is a predicted model, not a curated record.
GGCUAUUCCGUUCUGCGAGUGUGAGCGGGCAUUGGCGGUGGUCAUAUAUCGUCGAUAUCACCCUUUGUCGCAAAAGUGUGAAAGACUUGUUCCCGAGACAUGGCAAAUAUGGGUGUAGCAGGGAACGCAGACUCCGGCAAGCCGGUUUACCAGCAAGCGCCUUCGAUGCUCAAUCGCAUCGUGUACGGCACCAAGAUUUCGACAUUGCAGCAUUGGUACUUUCAAAAGGCUGGCUUCGAGGCGUGGAAGUCAUGCUUUUGGCCACCCGCCAUACGGCCCGAUCUCAUCAAGCAGUAUGACUGUAGAAAGGCACUGCCAGUUCGCAUCUUCUUCCCCUCCGACUACGAUCAAACCUCCCCGCAAACCCUCCCGACCCUCUUCACAAUCCACGGAGGCGGCUUCUCCAUUGGCGUCCCCGACGACGACGACGAAUGGAACCGCACCUUCGCCGACCUCAACAACUGCCUCGUCGUCGCCCUGCACUACUGGAAAGCCCCCUGGGCCCCCUGGCCGCACGCCCUCCACGACCUAGAGGCCCUCUACCUCGCCAUCGUCGACGACGAGUCCCUCCCCAUCGACAAGUCGCGCAUCGCCAUGGGCGGCUUUAGCGCGGGCGGGAACCUGACGCUGUGUCUGUCGCAGAUGAAGAGCAUCAAAGAGCACAGGACCGCUGCGCCGAAAGCGAUUGUGCCGAUAUACCCGCCUACGGAUUUCGUUACGCCGACGGCGUCGAAGAGGGAUCGCAGGCCGUAUAAAGUCGGGAAAUUACCCGGCAUCCGCGGCCAGAAGAAGGACUUUGUGCUGGAUUUCGCAGAGGUGUUUGACUGGAGCUACAUCCCCUACGGCACGAACCUCCGCGACACGCGCAUCUCGCCGCUGUACGCGGAGAGGAGCGAUUUCCCGGACAACGUGUGCGUCGUGGCCGCGGAGCUGGAUUACCUCGCCUACGAGGCGUGGGAGCUGGCGUGCAAGCUCGGCGGGAAGGGGAAGCCUGGUUCGGGAGUGGUCGGGCGGAGCGAGGUGGCCAAGACGCAGGAGCUGGUGGAGGAGGGGGACGAGAGGUUCGGGUGGGAGGUGAGGGACGGAAGGGGUAGUGUGAAGUGGUUGCUGGUGCCGGAUGUGAUUCACGCGUUUGAUUUUCAUGAGAUGGGGGCCGCGGUGUCGGAUCCGGUGAGCGUGAGGGAUGGGAAUGCGAAGGCGGUGAAGGUUAUGAGGGUUGUUGGGGACUGGUUGAGGAGGACUGCUUGGAAGGUGUGA